Messenger RNA from Glycine soja, 1679 nucleotides. RefSeq names its product 3-dehydroquinate synthase, chloroplastic-like. The transcript has 8 exons. Gene Ontology annotation, biological process: aromatic amino acid biosynthetic process. Gene Ontology annotation, molecular function: 3-dehydroquinate synthase activity. Bases 168 to 1481 code for a protein of 437 amino acids. Lineage: Eukaryota; Viridiplantae; Streptophyta; Magnoliopsida; Fabales; Fabaceae. The record is from RefSeq and is a predicted model, not a curated record. Gene Ontology annotation, cellular component: cytoplasm.
CAUGCACUAGAAAGUAGAAACAGUUUCCUCACCUACCCCGGAGUGGUGUUUGUGUUCAAGGAAGACAGGCGCAGGCACAGGCACAUCAUGUUAUUGUUAUUGUUGGCUUCUUCACUCAGCAACCACCAAACCACACCGUCGCACCCAUUCCAUCGCUGAUUCCCCCAAUGGCUUCCACUGCCACCAAUUUCUCUCUUUCUCUCUGCGCCAACCAACAAACUCCAAUCCCCAAACCCUCUUUCUUCUCCAAUAACAACCAUUUGCACUUCAACUCUAAUAAUAAUUGGGCCUGGGCCUCUGUUUCCACCUCUCGCAAGUCAAGGAUAUGCGCCACCUCCUCUCAAGUUAUGGAUCCCUCCGCAGCAAAAUCCGAACCCGCUCUUCCCACCAUCGUCGAAGUCGAUUUGGGUAGCCGGAGCUAUCCUAUUUACAUCGGAUCCGGGUUACUAAACCAACCCGACUAUCUCCAGAGGCAUGUGCAUGGAAAGAGAGUCCUAGUUGUAACUAACGAAACCGUUGCGCCACUUUAUCUAGACAAGGUUGUUGAUGCUUUGACAAGGGGAAACCCGAAUGUUUCUGUGGAGAGUGUAAUUUUACCUGAUGGUGAGCAGUACAAGGACAUGGAUACUCUUAUGAAAGUCUUUGACAAGGCCAUCGAGUCGCGGCUCGACCGGCGGUGUACAUUUGUUGCUCUUGGUGGUGGUGUGAUUGGCGACAUGUGUGGCUUUGCUGCCUCUGCCUUCCUACGUGGUGUUAAUUUUAUUCAGAUUCCUACAACUGUGAUGGCACAGGUCGAUUCUUCAGUUGGUGGAAAAACUGGGAUAAAUCACCGCCUUGGGAAGAACAUGAUCGGUACCUUUUACCAACCUCAGUGUGUGCUUAUAGACACAGACACAUUAAAUACGCUACCGGAUAGGGAACUGGCAUCAGGGCUAGCAGAGGUUAUAAAGUAUGGGCUCAUUAGGGAUGCAGAGUUUUUUGAGUGGCAAGAGAAAAAUAUGCACUUAUUAUUGGCAAGAGAUCCUAGUGUAAUGGCAUAUGCUAUAAAGCGAUCUUGUGAAAACAAGGCUGAGGUUGUGUCCUUAGAUGAGAAGGAAAGUGGACUGAGGGCAACAUUGAACUUGGGUCAUACAUUUGGUCAUGCAAUAGAAACUGGGGUAGGCUAUGGGCAGUGGCUUCAUGGAGAGGCUGUUGCAGCUGGCACGGUAAUGGCUGUUGACAUGUCAUAUCGCCUAGGUUGGAUUGAUGAUUCUCUUGUGAAACGAGUUGGAGACAUUUUAAAACAGGCUAAGUUACCCACAGCCCCUCCUGAGACCGUGACUGUGGACAUGUUUAAAUCUGUCAUGGCAGUGGAUAAGAAGGUAGCAGAUGGGUUGCUAAGGCUUAUCCUUCUAAAGGGUCCUCUAGGCAAUUGUGUUUUCACAGGGGAUUAUGACAGAAAGGCUCUAGACAAUACGCUUCGUGCAUUCUGUAAAUCCUGAUCUUUGUGCUCCAUGUUUCUAUUGCAGCUUUAUCCAAUUCCUUUUAGUGAGUUUUUGUAUGUUGUUAUAUAACCUCACUUGUAUUUUUCUUAUGUACUUUGGAUGGCAACCAUGGUUCCCAUUAUAUACGCAAGAGUAUAUUAUUUGAAAUUGAGGCAUGAUCAAUAAUUAUUAUUUGAGCGUAUCAUGUUCUUCUCA